AUGCUUCCCACUCCUCCCCCUUCACCGACAUCAUCUGCACUCUGCGGCCCAGAGGACAGGAUUGGCCAGGUGCUCGCUGGUAGCGUCCAAUUGACCGGAAUUCUUGGUGUCGGAGCCUACGGCACUGUUUACAAGGCGCGAGACGUUGUGACUGAUGUUCAGUACGCCGUCAAGGCCUUGAACAAGCUUGGCCUCGAUCCGAGACAGCGAAAAUUCCAGGACCGUGAGAUCCAGCUGCACUAUGCCGCGAGCCAGCACCCCAAUGUCGUUUCCUUGGUGAAGAUCCUGGACGCUGUCGAUUGCACCUACGUUGUGAUUGAGUACUGUCCAGAAGGCGACCUCUUCUCCAAGAUCACCGAGGAAGGCCACUACAUUGGAGACGACUUCAAGGCCAAGCAGGUGUUCUUACAGAUUCUUGCCGCAGUUGAGCAUUGCCAUGCCAGAGGAAUCUACCACAGGGACCUGAAGCCUGAGAACGUCCUGGUUGCUGACAAUGGAUGGACCGCCAAGCUCGCGGACUUUGGACUUGCCACCCAGGAUCGUAUUACAUCGGACUUUGGAUGUGGAUCGACGUUCUACAUGUCACCAGAGUGCCACCAGUCCAGCCCCAAGCCAUACGCAUGCUAUGCAUCUGCACCCAACGACAUCUGGUCUCUCGGUGUCAUUCUGGUCAACCUGACCUGUGGCCGCAAUCCGUGGAAGAGGGCCUCCAUGGACGAUUCUACAUUCCGCGCUUUCAUGAGGGACCGGAACUUCUUGCAGACUAUUCUUCCCAUCUCAGAUGACCUCAACUGCAUCUUGCAGCGAGUGUUCGAGAUCAACCCACAGCGAAGGAUUACCAUGGGAGAACUGCGAGAAUCAAUCAUGCGCUGCCCACGUCUGACAACCCAAGGAUCUUCCAAUCCAUCUUCGGCACCGGCGACUCCUCCCUACAGCCCAGUCGAGAAGCCAAUGGAC
This is a messenger RNA of Pseudocercospora fijiensis CIRAD86, 957 nucleotides long. RefSeq lists its product as uncharacterized. Gene Ontology annotation, cellular component: cytoplasm. The annotation marks the transcript as partial. Gene Ontology annotation, molecular function: protein serine/threonine kinase activity; ATP binding. Gene Ontology annotation, biological process: protein phosphorylation; intracellular signal transduction. The record is from RefSeq and is a predicted model, not a curated record. NCBI's taxonomy places the organism in Eukaryota, Fungi, Ascomycota, Dothideomycetes, Mycosphaerellales, Mycosphaerellaceae. The transcript has 2 exons.